Molecule: messenger RNA, 237 nt
Organism: Lactuca virosa
Lineage: Eukaryota; Viridiplantae; Streptophyta; Magnoliopsida; Asterales; Asteraceae
Source: the annotation of a GenBank genome assembly
AUGCGAAUUGUGGCAAGUGUUAGAAGUGGUGAAAAGUUGCGUUUGAGAAAUGAAGCAUAUUGUGGGCAACAUUGGAAUCAAUGGAACUGUUUCGGAUUAUUCCACAAAAUCCAUAUUUCCGUCCACCGGAGAAGGAGAAGGAAUGCACACGCAAAGGACAAGCCAUCAACAAAAUGCGACUGUCUCAUCCUUUUAAGGAAAAAAGAAACAGAGAUUGUCGGAUUGAAAUACAGAUAG